Melitaea cinxia (Glanville fritillary) is the source of this 1948-nucleotide messenger RNA. It is a transcript of the gene Phm, whose product is annotated as peptidylglycine alpha-hydroxylating monooxygenase. The transcript is spliced from 9 exons. Gene Ontology annotation, biological process: peptide metabolic process. Lineage: Eukaryota; Metazoa; Arthropoda; Insecta; Lepidoptera; Nymphalidae. Gene Ontology annotation, cellular component: membrane; extracellular region. Bases 179 to 1201 code for a protein of 340 amino acids. Gene Ontology annotation, molecular function: copper ion binding; oxidoreductase activity, acting on paired donors, with incorporation or reduction of molecular oxygen, reduced ascorbate as one donor, and incorporation of one atom of oxygen. The record is from RefSeq and is a predicted model, not a curated record.
UCGCUCCAGUGCUCAGGCGCGGAGGAAGCUUAUUAUUUAGCAAGCGCUAGAUUUAAAGUUAGCAUUAUCAAUUAGCAUAUCGUUGACAAGACUUCGUGUUGUAAAUACCGUACCGUAAUACGUGAGGGAAUUACCGCGGCAUUGACGUGUAUAAUACUUUUUCAUAUAAAAAAAUAAAAUGAAGUCACAUAGUUCUUUAAUACUAUUACUAUUUGUUUUUGCCCUUCUAAGUCGAAGUGUUUUUUCUUACGAAAUUGAUACCUAUGAUUUUCUCAUGCCAAAUGUCUGGCCUAACAAGGAUGAAGUGUAUUUAUGUACUCCGAUAAGAAUAGCACCACAGAAAAACUUUUACAUAGUGGGAUUCAAACCAAACGCUACAAUGCACACAGCCCAUCACAUGCUUCUAUAUGGCUGCUCUGAACCAGGAUCUAAUGACCCAGUAUGGAGCUGCGGCGAAAUGCAGAGUAAUGAAAUUGAUGACCAAUAUAACACAGCUAGCCCCUGUCGUUCUGGAUCUCAGAUAGUAUACGCGUGGGCCCGAGACGCGCCCAGCCUCCAACUGCCCGAAGAUGUGGGUUUCCUGAUUGGCCGUGAUUCUUCUAUCAAAUAUCUCGUACUACAAGUACAUUAUAUGACGAAGUUUCCUAAGGGUAAGACUGACAACUCUGGCGUUUUCCUGGAAUAUACAACAACUAAAAUGCCAAGGCAAGCGGGAGUGUUCCUGCUAGGUACCAGUGGUGUGAUCGCUCCCAACGGCGUGGAACACAUGGAAACGGCUUGCACACUCUAUGAAGACAAAGUAAUUCAUCCCUUCGCGUUCCGACCUCACACACACGCUCUCGGUACCCAGGUAACAGGCUACGUAGUCCGCCGUACAAAUAACGGCGAUACCUGGCAGGUGUUGGGUAGUAAGAACCCGCAGCUACCUCAAAUGUUCUACCCGGUAGUGAACACAUCGCCUAUAAUGAAGAACGACGUACUGGCCGCCCGCUGUGUCAUGAACAACACACACAAUCAUCCCGUUCAGAUUGGACCGACAAACAAAGAUGAAAUGUGCAACUUCUACCUUAUGUACUGGGUUCAAGAUGACGCUCCCCUAUCACAAAAGUAUUGCUUCUCGUCUGGACCACCGUACUACUACUGGAACCGAGCUCCUGAAGAUUUCAACCGCAUCCCCGAUAUGGACGUCGAUAUACUGUAAGGUAUCUAAUAUCAAAUAUUCCUCGACUAUAAAGACCAGGCUAGAAGCCUGAUAAGCGAUCUGAUUGGAACAAGAAAAUCUUAACUAAUUUUUGAUCUCGAUUUAAAAAUAUAUAUAUUAGAUUUGUUCUUAUAUUCCAAAAACAUUUUACGUACCGUUAAAUUUCAAAUCUAUUCGUAACUAAGACGAAACGUUUUGAAUAAGGAACACGAUAAAAUAGUAAAACAAAAAUAUAUUAUAGAAAACAUUUCCAUGUAUUUUAUGUAUCUAGUAGUCUAGUUUAUUACCUACGUUGCACAAAAAUGUAUGUUAUUAUGUAUUAUUAGAGUCAUAGUGUCUGUCUUGAUGUGUAAUUAUUAAUAUCCUUUUGAUUCGACGUGUUACAAGUUCCUCAAGAUGAAUAGAAAAUGAAAAUUAAAAAAAAAAAAUAAGUAGAUGAUGUAAGUUUAAUUGAAUUUAUUAGUUUUACGAUAAAGAUGUAGUUAAUAGGUACAAUUAUAUAUAUAUUGUUUUUGUUUUUUCGUCUUGUGACUGGUAAGUCGAAUUAUGAUCUGUAUACACACAAAAGUAAAACUGACAUAUUCUUUAAAAAUUAAACUUCUACUUAACAAAUAAUUUAUUAAAUCUGUGUAAUUAAAUAUAAACUCAAAUAGCCUAAUAUUAAAAAAAAAACUGGUUACACUGGCAAAUAAAAUUUACACUAUUGUCUCUCAAAAAUUAUUAAGGCAGUAGUGAUACACAAAAAAA